GAGACAAUGGAGCUGUGGAGGCAGCUGAGUCAGGCUGGACUGGUGCCUCCGGAGCUGGGCCCACCCCCCCGGGCCCUGAGGGAGGUCUCCCCAGUGGAAAUCCCUGGCCAGACCCUCACGACUGCAGGGGCAGACGCUGGAGGUGCCUGGGAUAGUCUGCUGUGGAUCUGUGAGGAGCUGGGGAACCUUCGCCAAAUGGAUGUCCAGCUGCUGGGACAGCUGUGCCGCCUGGGACUGGAGAUGGGGGCGCUGCGGGAGGAACUGGUCACCAUGUUGGACGAGGAGGAGGAGGAGAGCGGCGAGGAAGAGGAAGAGGAUGAAGAGCCCCAGAGGAAGCAGGAGGAGGAGCACCUGGAGGCCUGCCCCGCCCCACAGCUGCCUGACUUUGAGAUCACGAUCUGAGGCUCUGCCAGUGCAUUUAGGGUGACAUACAGAUGAGAUGCAAAUAUAUGCAGAGGGAAGGGGUGAGUUGCAGGUCAAAUCAGAUGCGGAAUCAAGUUUACUCCUUUGAGAAGUGCUUUCUCCGAGGGUGCCUGCAGUGAGAUUUAGGCAUCGGCCUGUGAGCUGUGGGUGUGUUUGCAGGUGAUGUGGGAGGUUGUGGAGAAGUUGCAGGUGCUUUUGCAGAUGAGCCUCAGGUGUGCAGCGGAGAUGGCGGCCUCUGCAGAUAUGAUGGACGUGCAUAUAGAUGCGAUUUCAGAUCAGCGCCGCCCAGGAUGGCAGCCACCAGACACACAUGGUUAUUUAGCACUUGAAACAUGGAGACUCCAAAUUGAGGUGUGCUGUGAGUAUAAAGUACACACCAAAUAUUAAAGGCUUAGCAUGAUGAAAAGAACAUAAGACAUCUCAAUAAGUUUUAGAUUACUUGUUGAAAUAAUAUUUUGAGCAUAUCGGUAUUAAUAAAAAUAUUAUUAAAAUUA
Messenger RNA from Saimiri boliviensis boliviensis (Bolivian squirrel monkey), 917 nucleotides. RefSeq names its product glutamate rich 4 (gene ERICH4). Lineage: Eukaryota; Metazoa; Chordata; Mammalia; Primates; Cebidae. The record is from RefSeq and is a predicted model, not a curated record.